Molecule: messenger RNA, 6599 nt
Organism: Macrobrachium nipponense
Lineage: Eukaryota; Metazoa; Arthropoda; Malacostraca; Decapoda; Palaemonidae
Gene: GlcT
Product: ceramide glucosyltransferase-like
Exons: 9
Coding region: 1406-2998 (530 amino acids)
Biological process (GO): glucosylceramide biosynthetic process
Cellular component (GO): membrane
Molecular function (GO): ceramide glucosyltransferase activity
Source: RefSeq, a predicted model, not a curated record
AAUUCUGGUUUGUCGUGUCAGUAACGCCAGGGCGGCCUUGCUAGGUGGUAGGUGUACGUCGAAGUUAGGCCAUCCUAUAUGACUGUUCGCCCUUCUUUAAACCUCCUGUCAGUUUCUUUUGAGAAUAGUGAAUGCUGGCCAUUUUGCCGCUUAGCAGAGGCACCCUCGAAAGCAUACGGAAUCCCUUCUAAAUUACGCUACGAAAAGGAUAACAUUUGUGUUUCCCCAGCGCUAACAAGUGACUGUUUUCGUGCGAGAGUCUGCAGCAGUGCUGUCUAGACCAGGAGCUUCGGUGGGGGAAAUAUAACUCAUUCAGUUAUCCUAUUUUUGGAUGAUGCAAUAGUUCAGCAAGAGAUCUGGCAGAACGAGACAACUACUGAACCGGGAAAACCAAAUCGACAGUAGAUUGUAAUCAGAAGGACAGACGCCGAUCUACACACAAGCCAGCUCUGCUGUUCGGCUCUCUCGAGUGAGGGAAACUGACUCUUGUUUUCUCGAAAGUAAAUUGAUGUUACUCUACUAAGCAGAAGACGAGUCUAUCAUUUAAGACUGAACUCUCGGAAGAAGAAGACUACGCCGACUUAAUAUAUUUUCUUCGGAGUCUUUUCGCGAAAGGAAUGACACAGUCUUCAUCAUGACACCUUCUGCCAUCAUCUGCGCCGCCAUGUUCUCAGAGCCCGGAAGAACAUCUGCUAAAAAAAGCGUCUGUAGUCAUUUAGUCGGAAUCGGAGACGUCGCCCGCGCUUACUCAGCCUUUUGAUGUUUCCCCUCAAGUUCUUUCGCGAAAGUUUUAUUUUGAGAAAGCUCCUUCUUCGAUUGUUUCCGUUGGAAUCGCACGAGUCUUUUGUAAGCUAUUAGGAAAGAAAACGUUAGACGUCAGCGCCUGACACCACCACCACCACCACCACCACCUUAUUACUCAUACGAAUAUUUUCCCGUUUAUUAUAUUUGCAUUCUCAGUUUUGAAACCUUCCUCCGAAAAUAUAUAUAUUUUUUGUUAAAGUUCUCCUGGCGAGAGAGCUUCUCUAGAAAACAAGACAAAAGAAAGACAUCUCUAUACGACGUACAUUCCUGACGAAGGAGGCUUCUGUUCAGAUCACAUAAACGCGUUGAAUUCCACGUGAUAAAACAAACGUCAAGACGACGCAUACUCUGUAUUCAAUCCAAGAGCCUCCUCCGAUCGCUGGCGCCCUUUCUUCAUUUGGAACUUUCUGUGAAGUACGCCUUUCGGGAUCCGUUCAGUGUCAAACCCCUCGCUCCUCCCACGCCCCCUUUCGGAGUCGAGUCUCUGAAGAAGGGCGUCCUCCUCCUUCCCGCCGCCCUCGCCCCUCCCCUCUCCCCUCCCCCUUCCCCCUUCCCCAUAGCCGUGACGUUUGAGGGUCGUCAUCGCCACCCAGCCAGUUCGAUGUUGAGGCCCACCCGUCGAGUGGCCGCAUGGAUUCUGGAUAAGGACUGGGCGAACACACUCAAUAACAUCGGCUAUCAGUCGUGGGCGUGGAACUUCUGCGUCUUGCUGCUGCUCUCCUCCGCCGCCCACCACAACCUACCUCGGAACAACCCGCCCACCGGCGGCAGCAGCAGCAGCAGCGGCGCCCCUACCACCGCCCCUCCUACCACCACCUCCUCCUCCUCCUCCGCCGGCAGUGGAGGGUGGACUGGCUCCUGGAGACUAGUGCUGGACAGCCUGGUCUUGGUCACGUCGACAACAGCCGCGUCUGUCACGACGAGCGGCGGCAGCAGCGGGUGGGUGGGCGUGGGCGCGCUGGCCAGCAUCAUGCCCGACGCCCAUCUAGCGAAGGUGGUGUUUGCGGCCGGCAUCUUGGUCUUCUGGAUGGCGUUCUGGAUCAUCCACCUGAUCGGCAUCAUCUAUGGGUAUCGCAAACUUCACCGCCGGGGGACACAGGCCGUGGACGGGGGUGAACCAGGGGUGUUGGGGGUGAGCAUCCUGAAACCCCUGGUGGGUUCCCCUAUGGAUCCCAACCUCAUGACGAACCUCGAGACAUUUUUCACUCUCAAUUAUCCUAAGUACGAGCUGCUCUUCUGCGUGCAAGAGGAAGGCGACCCAAGCAUAAUGCUUGUCAAGCAACUGAUGAAGAAACACCCUCACGUGGACGCCUCCUGUUUUACAGGUGGUCUAGAAGUAGGCGUCAACCCAAAGAUCAAUAAUAUGCAGCCGGGAUACUUGGCUGCCAAACACGAGUUGAUCCUCAUAUCCGACUCGGGUCUUAUGAUGAAGGAAGACACGCUGACCGACAUGGUCGAUCACAUGACCGCCGACGUCGGCAUCGUCCACCAGAUGCCCUUCACUUGCGACAGAAAGGGGUGGCCAGCCAUCCUCGAAAAGGUUUUCUUCGGCACGAGUCAUGCCCGAAUGUAUCUGUUCUUGGGACUGCUGGACGCCCUUGGCUUCGGUGUCAAUUGCUGUACCGGCAUGUCCUGUCUAAUGAGGAAGAAGGUCUUGGAUGAAGCUGGAGGCAUAAGUGCAUUUGGCAUUUACUUAGCUGAGGAUUACUUUUUUGCUAAGUACAUCCAGGAUCAAGGCUGGGGAAUUCGCAUUUCUUCGCAACCUGCUUGGCAGAAUGCUGGAAUCUCGCGAGUCAAGAGUUUUUUAUCCAGGCUAACAAGAUGGUGUAAAUUACGUGUAGCAAUGGUUCCUCAUACCAUCGUUUUGGAGCCCUUCAGUGAAUGCAUGAUACUCGGACUGGUGGCUUCAUGGGCAGCUACAGUCUUGUUUCAUGCAGAUUACCUUACAUUUUUCCUGUUUCACACCCUUACUUGGUCACUUGCUGAUUGGAUUAUGCUCAACAUUGUUCAGAAUGGGCCACCUCCCUUCAGCAAGUUCGAAUUUGUUAUAAGUUGGUGCUUCAGGGAAGUUAGCGCAAUAUUCAUUUUCCUACAUGCAAUCUGGAACCCAGUCAUAACCUGGCGCACUGGGUCUUAUAAGCUACGUUGGUGGGGUGUGGCGGAACCAGUGAAUACCAGAGUAACUGUCAUGUGAAUGCAAUUAUCAUAUAUUGAAAAUUUAAUAUGAGCAAUAGCACAGCAAACAGACUGCAUCUCUGGUGAAAGUAAAAAGAGAACAUUGCUCCAGUGCAAACUGUGAACUGGUGAUUUGCAGCAACUGUGCUCCUAUUGAACAAGCGUGGACACACUGUGAUAUGUACUGUAUUCAUACUCAUCCUAAUGAACUACAAUGCCUGUUACCACCAAUUGUAGCUUUGCUUCUUCAUGUGUAGGGAUGUGCUUGCCAUGUAUCCAUUUAUUGGAGGGGCUUAUCUCAUGAUGGUCCAUAUUGUGACAAGAAUUUUGUAAUUACUGUAUUUUGUAUGCUGAUAUUUGGCAGUCAAAUGGUAUAGAAGUUAAACUAUUUCUAUGUAAAGAGGUGUGUUUUUAGUUUCUGUGGCAUUUCUAGGAAAUUCUCUCCAAAUUUUUUCCAUAAACACCACAUCUUUGUGCAAGUUAAUUGGGAGAAAAUUUAUUAAAAUUAGUGCAUGUUUAAGCAACUUUAAAUUCACAUAAAUAAUUAGUUAAAGAAAUCAAAUUUUAUUAUAUGAUUUUGCCUUUAUAUUGUAGUAGUGUGAUGUAUAUAUUUGUAUGUAUAAAUAGCAACUGAAAAGUGUCAUCAACUGUUAGUCUUACAAAAGCAAACUUGUCAUGCCCUCACCACUGGAAAAGAAGGUGGAACAGUGCCAAAUGUUUGUUUUAAAAGCAUAGUCCGUCCUACUUUAUAAUGAAAAUGUAUGCAACAUUUUAUUAAUUGCAGACUGCAUUGUAGUAGACAAUAUUUGAGCACUGCUGCCAUCUGAAAGUUGGCAUUUAUGAAAUUUUGACUUGUCACCAUCACCCUAACAAGUACAAUCAUAUCCCUAAGAGAAAAAUGGGUACAGUAGUUAUCAGUGGAUAAUACUAAGUGAAACAAUGUGAUUCAAAAUAUACAAAAUAUAUUUCCUCUGGAGUGAUCAGUCACAAGUUGUAAAAUGCAUGUUUUGUGAAGUGAUAACUACAGAAAAAAGCCAAAUCUCUUGAUUUUGUACAUAAGUGUACAAGUACAUCAUGUAUAGUGUUAAUGUUACUGUUUGGAUACAUGAAUAGACAGGAUAAAAAGAAAGGCACAAACCAAUUUAGUAUGUAUAUAAAGGUCUUGCCAUUUAUUGUGAAGCCACAUGUGCUUGGAAUUUGGAGUGCUUGACAUAGUGCUUGUAUUUUGUGCCUUUUACAUAUGUGGCAUUCAAUUGCAUUUAAUGACUUUUUCAUUAAAAGUGAAAAUAUUCUGUUAUUAGUUUGCUAAGUCAAAGGAACCAAGAAUUUUUGCUCAACGCAUUUGAUAAGUGUUUUUAAGUGUCUUUUGUUACAGAGAUUUUGAAAAAGUGGAAGUUUACUUGGAUGUGUUGUAGAGGUAAAACAAUAGUGCAGAUUGAGUACUUAAUCCAUACAAGGAUUGUACAAAACAUGACCAUAUUAUAUAUAUAAUUUAUGAAAAAAUAUUGCAAGUUGAUUUUAUAAAACUUAUGAUUGUCUUUGCAAUUCUCAAAUUUAUUUUUCUUAUUGUCUACAUUUGAGCAUAUUUCAGAAAUUCAUUAAAAUUUAAGUGUAUAUCAGUAAUGAUUUACACUUAGUCAGAAAUACCUAUUAUGGUUUGUGUAAGUCAUAUUGGUUCACUCUGGCUUUGUGCAAGACAAAAUAUAAGUUGCAACUUCCCCUUGUGGUUGUACAGGACAAAUAUUUAAAAAAUUUUCAGAGAAGUUUAUUUCUGCCAAAACCAUAUAAUUCAGCACCCAAAUAUGAUCUUGUUUAGGAGUACUGGUCCCCUAGCUCCCUAUCCAUAUUUAUAGUUCUGUACUUUGAUCUGCUGCCCAGUAACAAAGUCACCAUUUAAAAAUAAAUUCACUAAAUUAACUCAUCAUUAAAGACUAGUGUUUUUCCAGUGUGCUGUUUCUGGUACUUCAGUCAAAAUUAGUGUCUUCAAAUUAACUCUUAAGUGAAAAUCAAUGUGCCAUUGUCAUGGAGGCAUGUUUUCUAUAUCAAGUUUAACCUUUGUGUGCCACUAUUUUACAGAUAAUUUUUGUUUAAUCCACAAAUUAAGUGCUCUAGCCUUUGUUAAUAAUAGAAAACUCAAAACUGAAUCUUGAGUAGUGUUCCUUGCUACAUUCCAGAACACACAGUUUUAAUAUUUAGACCAAUUUAAUUUUCUGGUACGGCAUACUUAUUUUUUUUUGCAGUGUUGCCUAGUUGUGUGAACAGAUUGGUUAGAGACGUAUUUUUAAGCUCUGAGCUUAAACAAUUUUUAUCUAGUCAUAAUACAAUUGCCAUAUAUACAAAUGUGGGAAACCUACUAUACUGGUACUGAGAAAUUUAUUCAUGAAACUGCAAAACUGGCUUUUUGAGGAAUCAAAAGUCCCGACUUGUUCCUGUUCUUUUGUGCCAUUUACAAUAUUUGCCUCAUUAACUUAUUUAAGUGUUUCCUUCAUUUGUCUGUGAUUUGCUGUCCAUAUUCAUUAAACUUAUUUUGGUUACUUUGAUUACUGAAUUACUAAAUAUUACAGUAGGCAUAACUCAUAAGUAUUUAUAAUUGUCACCAAACAUUAUUACAGUUUCAUUUAGCAAGUUCUAUCUUAUAUCAGUUAGGAAGAGCUAAUUUGAAGCAAUUUGAUGGUACAAAGCCUCCUGAACAGUUAUAUCUGUGAGUGUACAGUAUGCUUUUUUUUUUUUAAUUAUAUGUAUUGCCAUUUAAUAUGAACAUCUUUACAAAAAAAAUUUUUAUGUAACCUUAAUUUGUUCAAAUCCAAGGAAAAUAUUACAUAAAUGAAUGCAGUUGCAGAAUGUUAGAGCACCCUUCAUUCUAGUCAUCUCUCGAGCUGAUGUAUUUGGAAAUGGGGCGGUUGCUUCUAAAAUAAAAUGCAAUUUUGGGUUGAACAUUAUAAAUAAUAGAAUUCUAUAGUAUGUAUAAGCAAUUUUGUUGUUAAGAUUUACAAAUUUUAUCAACUUUAUCAACGUAAUUGCACAUUAUACAUAACCAAAUUUAUACUUUUACAUUUGUAAAUUCAUUAUUUGCUUUGUAUCAUAAUUUUCUUAUUAUGGAGCAUAUUCAGUCAUAAUUGUAUUAAUUUUUUUAUAUUUGUCAAGGAGCAUACAUAUUUAUUUAAGCAAUGUCACUAUAUUUUUCAUCCAGCACCAGAAUUUAACAAAAUUAAAAGUAAAUUUUACAAAAUAUAAUUGAAACUCAGUUCAAAUUAAGUUGAUAUGUUUUGAGAUUGUUGAAGAGCAAAUUUUAAAGCAGUAAAACCCAUGAAGAAGUUUAACUAGAAAAAGUUGUCACAAAGAUGCUUCAUGUUCUGUAGCAUUAAUUUUGUGAACAAAGCCAGUUGUAAAGGUAGGCACAUAAAAAUAUUUUCUAGCUAUUGCACUACAUACAGAUCUAAAAAUCAAAGUUGUUAAGAGUAGGAAUUUGUUACACAUUAUAGCGAGGAAUUUUUUCAAUGACCCAGUUAAUUUGCCAGCUUAAAAAGCUUUGUGGCUAAUUCUCAUUCCCAUGUACUGUAUACUUCUUGGAAGUUGAAAUUUUGUUAAACCACGAUGGUAAUAAACGUCUUUUUUUGUAA